This is a messenger RNA of Rosa chinensis, 462 nucleotides long. Its product is annotated as vegetative cell wall protein gp1-like. The coding region runs from base 1 to 462 and encodes 153 amino acids. The transcript has a single exon. The record is from RefSeq and is a predicted model, not a curated record. NCBI's taxonomy places the organism in Eukaryota, Viridiplantae, Streptophyta, Magnoliopsida, Rosales, Rosaceae.
AUGGUGGAGAUGAAAAGAUGUAGGUAUGAUAGUAGGAUGAAGUCGCCUCUUUCAUCUCCUAGUCGUUCUAGAAGUCCAAGUUCGUCUGAUCAGGACCCUGCGGACAAGGAUCCAGCUCCGAGUCCAUCAUCAUUAGGAGGGCACGAGCUUGAGCACUACUAUUCGACACCGCCAAAACCAGCUGAUGAUGAUGAUAACGUGACGUCAGAGUCACCAUCAACAAGUUUCGCUGGGCCUGAUGCACCUUAUGACAUUCAUGGUGGACGAUCAUCAUCAAAAGGAAAGCCCAAAAAAUGGAAGCCGAAGCGGUCACCACCACCUCCUCCUUCUCCUGCUGCGCCUGCGCCAUUGCCUCCUAAGAAUAAUGCAAGCGCCGCUGCUGAGAUGGGUACUGUUGGGACUCGGUUUGGUUUCGCUUUUGGUUGCGUUCUUCUGGCCAUCAUGAACAAUCAUAUGUAUUAA